CAACUUCUCUGUUCUUGAUUGAUGCAAUGAAUAAAAUUGAAAUUCCUUUACAAGCUACAAUCAAGAAUUGAAGAAGUUGGACCUUUUCUUUCUUUUUGUUCCAUACUCAUCAAAUUUUGAUUUCUCUCAAUCACGCUUCAUUUUUCUCCAACACAUGGAAUCAUUUUUGUUUCAAUUUAGAGACUUUGGAAUAAAUUCUUGAUUUCCUUUUCCGUCGCUUGGGAGAAAACAAGCCUCUUCUUCUACCUUGGGAAGGAAGAUUUCAUAUUUGUAUUGCAAAAGGAUCCACCAUUACUGACAAGCAAAAUGAAUGGUCUUUUGAAAAGCUUAAAAUACUUUACCCAUAUGUUUGUAGAUAAAAAACCAGAAAUGCAAAUAGGACCUCCUACAGAUGUAAAACAUGUUGCCCAUAUUGGUAUGGAUGGUCCGUCUGCCACCAAGCCUUCUUGGAUGAAUGAGUUUACUUCUGCUCCAAAAUUCUCGGCAGAUGCUUUAAAUGGCAAUCUAGAAGUGAAUCCUUCAGCAUCAGAAAAUCCAAACUCAUUGCCACCUAAUGGUAAUGAGAAGCAAAGGAAGAAACAUCGGAAGCCAGCGGUUGAAACUGACUCUCCUAAAGGUUCUCCUAAAGCUAGCAAGAAGUCCAAGCAAAAUCGUUUGGCAAACAAUACGACGGCAGAAUGCCCUGGUCAAGAAGUACAGAGGACCAAGAACUCGAUUCGGGACAGCGAAUCAUCUUGCCAAGACGCAACUGAAGUCCCGAAAAAACCUCGGAAAAAGAAAUCAAGGGGAUCAUCGGGCGGAUCGGGGACAUCAUCGCCAACGUCGACAUCAAAAGCUCCGAAUCUCUUGCCCUCAGUCAACGAGGUUGAAUGUUAAAAGAAGGUGGAAGCUUAAAGAGGCCAUAAUAGAUUACAACUGCGUCAAACUGUAAUCCCCAUGAAAAAUUUCUUCUUCAUCUAUUAUUGAUGUCUCAAACUUGUUUUACUUGUAGCUUUAGCUUGCAUGGUUUUUAAAGAACUUCUCAACUACAAAACUUCUUUUCUGUUGAUAUACUUUUGUGAUUGAACUGUGUAAGCUUUUGGAUUUAUUACUAGGGAAUCGAUUCGUGUACAUGAAGGUGAAUCCUUGGCACUCAA
This is a messenger RNA of Gossypium raimondii (Peruvian cotton), 1136 nucleotides long. Its product is annotated as CRIB domain-containing protein RIC5. NCBI's taxonomy places the organism in Eukaryota, Viridiplantae, Streptophyta, Magnoliopsida, Malvales, Malvaceae. The coding region runs from base 307 to 876 and encodes 189 amino acids. The transcript is spliced from 5 exons. The record is from RefSeq and is a predicted model, not a curated record.